AUGUUUGGCCAGACUGCGAACGACUCGACACAACCGAUCAACAUCAGCUUUUCCAGGACGGGGUCCGUGUACCAAAAUUCACGCAUCCGCAGGGAAAGUAUAGCGCACUCUCAGGGAAUGGGGGGAAUAUCAUGGGGUUCGGUGACUAUUGGUUCCUGGCUCAAGGACGAGGUUAUGCUACAUGCGCACCAACAACAGAACACACAUAGCAACACCCUCUCGCCGUUUUUGGGGGCCAACCACUCGGUGAACACUCACAUGAUUACUAAUAAUUUCGACAACCUUAAUAGGACAGAUAGCCUGAGCAUGGCAUUUUCCCCCAGCAUAAACAAUACCUCCUACUUGGCUGAUCUGGAGGCCACCUACUGCAAGGACUACUCCUGCUGCGGCCAGCUGCUGCCCACGUUGCACGAUCUGCUCCGGCAUUAUGAGGAAAUGCACAUCCAGCCAGAACAGCCCUUGGAGACGCCAAGAGCGAGACCGGUGACCACGGCUAUGGACACGGUGAGCACGAACGAGGUGUUUUUGACGCCCAAGGGGUCGCAGGAUCCUACUGUGCGUACGCAGCAGAGCCAAGGCCACGGGGUCCCUGAUUCGCUAGCAACGUUUUCGUUUAACCAGCAGCCAAAUAACGACACGCAGUCCAGAUUGGGAUAUAAUAUACAAUACCAGCAGUCGCAACAGGACAUAUUGAACCACUCGCAAGGUUCCUUGACCCACAACGCCCUCCAACAACAGCACCCUACCUUGUUUCAGGACUACAAUAACCAGUUGUCCCAGAGACAACAGUCGCCGCUUUCCUCCCAACCAACGCCCCACUCUAAUCACGCGAACACCAUACCUCCGCGGGCAGGUUCUCCUCGUCAGUUUGCCAUGGACGAAGACGAGGACAUGGAGGAGGACAGCGAGGUGUGCAUAGACGAUCCUGCUAGACAUUUGUACGUGAUGGAGCAAGGCGAGAGCCGGCCAUUCAAGUGUCCAGUGAUAGGUUGUGAUAAGAACUACAAGAACCAGAACGGUCUCAAAUACCAUCGGCUGCACGGCCACCAAAACCAAACUCUCCGGGCCAAUCCCGACGGCACCUUUUCCGUUAUUGAUCCCGAGAGCGACGCUCCGUAUCCUGAUGGCAUGGGUAUGGAGAAGGACAAGCCGUACCGCUGCGAGGUGUGUGGUAAGAGAUACAAGAACUUGAAUGGUCUUAAAUAUCACCGUGGACAUUCGACGCAUUAG
Messenger RNA from Ogataea angusta, 1230 nucleotides. RefSeq lists its product as uncharacterized. Lineage: Eukaryota; Fungi; Ascomycota; Pichiomycetes; Pichiales; Pichiaceae. Gene Ontology annotation, cellular component: nucleus. The record is from RefSeq and is a predicted model, not a curated record. Bases 1 to 1230 code for a protein of 409 amino acids. The transcript has a single exon.